Molecule: messenger RNA, 2205 nt
Organism: Yarrowia lipolytica CLIB122
Lineage: Eukaryota; Fungi; Ascomycota; Dipodascomycetes; Dipodascales
Source: RefSeq, a predicted model, not a curated record
AUGACCCCUAUACACUCAGACCCUCUACAAUGUGAGGCUGUCUCUGACGAAGACAGUCAUGGCUCGAUAAAGGACACUGUUUCCAGUCCGGUAUCAACACAAACACAGACAAGGCCCGCCCCCGUCCUCCGCCCGAGGAAAUCGUACAAUUCGGCCCAUACAAACCCACAUUCGCCUGCUCCAUACGACACUCCUCUGUUCUCCUCGCUGGAUGAAAUGCCAAGCGCCCUCCACAACCUGUCUGACGAAUCGCUGGCUAAAAUGAUCGACCGACACGGAGGCAUGUUUCUGGUACGGCAGCUGUCACGUGAUCUGGCCCAACGUGAGAAGGAAGUGGUUGUGAUGCGAAAACAGCACGAGGACCGCGAACGCGAGCUCAAAACCAUGCUGGUGGAAUGCGACGUGUCUGUGAUUGAGAUUGAACGGCGGCUAAGCUCCAUGCGCGUCACCAGUGUCGUUAAUCCGGAUCACGUCAUCAACGAGGCUCUACAGGAGGCUCUAGUUGAUGUUCCUCAGGAAUCCGAAUCCAGGAGUCUCUUGAGUAUCACCAAGACUCUGUGGGACAGUCCUCGAAGUGCACGCUCCCUCCUUUCGGUCAAAUCUUCUUCUGCCUCGCUCAAAAGUUUUAUGGACGAGGGUGGAGACGGCAACAACUCGGGUUCUGCAGUUGUUUCCACUUCCGCAAUCACAACUUCUUCUACGACAACAAACACCCGUGAAGAGGAAUACUCGAGUGUCAAGAACGGCUCGCUGAACAACGACACAGCCACCAACAUGUCCACUUCUUCUGACCCUCCCAGAAGUAUCGAAAUGACAUCCAUCUUCGACCCCUCCAUGGCUCCUCCGACCCUCCAACAGUCACGUGACCUGCUCACAGACAGAUACGGCUUCAAGUAUGACUGGAAGCGAUCUCAAAAAGAGUCCGCUCGAAAGCCCGUCUCCAUUCAUAGCACGGAAGACAGCACCAUUGAUAAUACUUCUUCUUUUGAGCCGGUUAAGAGCUCCAGUUCAAGUACCAGCAGUUCUGAUCAGUCUAAAACAACCACAAAGUCCUCAGAAUCGAAAACAACUUCAAAGCCUAUCUCCAGUGCGUUUCAGGAACCCCCUUCGAGAAGUGCUCCCACUGCUACAGUCUCUCUAACCACCAAUGUCAACAACAACAGUGUCAGCAAUGUUUCGAAAAACACACCCGUCAAACUGCUUCUUUCCCAGCUCAGUCACAUUCACGACACUCAGCAAAAGGCUCAAUUACAAAACUGGACCGAGUUCCUCAACACUCUCUCCACCUUGGCGUCUGAACAGGAUGAAAAUGCAUGUACCAAUCUCCUAGGUCUCGGCGGCGUUUCUCUCCGACCCCACAAUCCAAAACUGUACAAGUCUUUUGUGUCUCUUGUUCUGGGCGGCAUUCCUGUCAAAUUGCGGCCCCAAAUCUGGUCUCAAUGCAGUGGAGCCGAGUCUAUUACCAUUCCUGGGCUGUACCAGGAGCUGCUUACAGACAGCAACAGCUCAGCCACAGACUAUGACCCCAUAGCUGCGCAGAACACGUCGCAGAUCGACCUGGACCUGUACCGAACCAUGCCUCAUAACAUCUUCUUUGGCAAGGGUCCGGGAGUAGCCAAGCUGCGAAACGUUCUGGUAGCGGUAUCCAGACACAAUCCGGACACUGGAUACUGCCAGGGGAUGAACAUUAUGGCUGCUGUUCUGUUGCUGGCAUUUCCCACAGAGGAAGAUGCCUUUUGGGCCUUGGUGGCCCUCACAAACCUGCUGCCCACAGACUACCUGGCUCCUCCUUUACUCACUUCUCGUGCUGACCAAAGGGUGCUCAAAAGCUACAUUGUCCAGCACUUGCCCCAAAUAAAUCAACACAUGGACCAGCUGGAAAUCGACCUCGAAGCAAUCACGUUCAGCUGGUUCCUCAGUUGUUUUGCAGACACGCUUCCUCCAGAGGUGCUGUUCCGGAUCUGGGACGUGUUUCUGUGUUUGGAAGGUAUGUCGUUCUUGUUCAAGACUGCUCUGGCGUUGUUCAAAAUGCACAAGUCGCAAUUGCUCGAGUUUGACUCGGCAGCCGACUUCUACACGUACAUCAAAAAUGUGGGAGACAAGGUGCUGUCGGUGGACAAUCUCAUCAAGACCGCUGAGGAGUUUGAUAUCACUGAGGCUGACGUCGAGAAGCGCAGAAAGGCUGCCCUGGCUGACUUGCAGUGA